This is a messenger RNA of Brassica rapa (field mustard), 357 nucleotides long. RefSeq lists its product as uncharacterized. The record is from RefSeq and is a predicted model, not a curated record. NCBI's taxonomy places the organism in Eukaryota, Viridiplantae, Streptophyta, Magnoliopsida, Brassicales, Brassicaceae.
AUGGAAUCGGUUCACGGGAAGUUUGAGAUGGAGAAGUUUGAUGGAUCUGGUGACUUCGGUAUGUGGAAGUUUAAGAUGCAAAUGCAGCUGGAGCUGCAAGGGCUGGGACACAUCUUGACUGAAGCAGCUAGUUCUACGAAAGUAGAAACUACAGAUGACAGUGACGAAGUCACUGAUAAGGAAGUUAAGGUAGAUCCUCUGGCUAAAGAAAAGGAUACUCGAGCCAGAAACCUUAUCUGCUCAAGCCUCACCAACAUGGUACUAAGAAAAGUAAUGAGAGAAGCAACCGCCAUGGGGUUUGGAGAGCACUUGAAGCAGAUUAUCAAACAAAGACCUUGCCUAACAGGAUCUACUUGA